AUGUCGUCACAACAGGAGCAACCACAGCAACAGCAACCUACUGUGCGGCACAUUCCGAUUUUCGUUGAAGGUCGUUCCGAACCGCUGAUAAAUACGACACCCGAAUCGCAACCUUCACAACCAUCCCAGCACCAUCCAUCGGCUGGCAUGGAGGCCCCCAAUAUGGAAAUGCCCAAUCGGAACGAUUUCUUCAAGCACGGCACAAUUUUCGAUCGGGCGCGUGAUAUUCCGGUGAGGUCAAAUUUUCCAGGUUUUCAGGGAUUCGACGGGUUUAAGCGUGAAGCAUCGCCUGGUGCCAGUCGAACGUCUCCCUUCCCAGAUAUCUCCAACCAUAUGUGGCCCGAAUCGGAUCCGCUCAAUGCUAAUGUGCCUCGCGGAACUUCGAUUCCCAGACAAACACCUUCGCCUUCGGCCGCUCACCAGCAGCAGCAUCAGCAAAAGCCAAACACGGCCAAUUCACAACAGCAACAACAUGUGCCCCGGACAUCGCAACCACAGCCGCAUCCACAAACACAUCCGCAACCGCAACCUCAGCAGCAGCAGCCGCAGCCGCAGCAACAGCAACCUGCUGGGCAGGAUCAACCGGACAGCCGCCCAAAUAUGCCGACCAGGGAGGAUCCGAUCACGAAAAUUCAAAAGAUCCAAAAGGAUGUGCUCGCCAUCUUCGAUCAGGUGGAACAUUUCAAGGGCGGCAAGGAGGGCAAGAAAGACAAAGCGUACGUCUAUCUGGACGAGAUGUUGACGCAGAACCUGCUGAAGCUGGACUCGAUCGAUGCCGAGGAUCAGCCCCAGAUCAAGUCCGCCCGGAAGGAAGCGAUCAAAAGCAUAAACACCUGCAUCGCGGUACUGGAGGCAAAGGCCGAAGCAGGUGCCAGCGGGAGCGCCAAUGCUAGCACCGGUUCGAUCGGGAAUGCUAAUGCAAACAGCAGCAGUAAUGGUAUCGACGCUAAUGGCACGACCCUGUCCGCCUCGAAUACUUCAAUUCCUCACUCGUCGUCCAAUUCUAGUCAACAGCAGGCCAAUGAAGUUGCGAAGCAGCAGUGA
Molecule: messenger RNA, 1044 nt
Organism: Anopheles marshallii
Lineage: Eukaryota; Metazoa; Arthropoda; Insecta; Diptera; Culicidae
Product: BAG domain-containing protein Samui-like
Exons: 1
Coding region: 1-1044 (347 amino acids)
Biological process (GO): protein stabilization
Cellular component (GO): cytosol; cytoplasm; nucleus
Molecular function (GO): protein-folding chaperone binding; adenyl-nucleotide exchange factor activity
Source: RefSeq, a predicted model, not a curated record